Molecule: messenger RNA, 621 nt
Organism: Dictyostelium purpureum
Lineage: Eukaryota; Evosea; Eumycetozoa; Dictyosteliales; Dictyosteliaceae
Exons: 4
Coding region: 1-621 (206 amino acids)
Source: RefSeq, a predicted model, not a curated record
AUGUUUCUUCAUCUUCAUCUUCAUGUUCUUGUAAUGCAGAUGGAGCUACUUACGCUCCGAGCAGGAAGAAGAAGUGUAGAAAGCGAUGAAUUUAGAGAAUAUUUGUUAAAAGAAUUAUCUAUGCUCAAAUUAGAAAAUGAUAGAUUUAGAAGUCAAAAUGUUGGAUAUGAAGGAAAGAAGAAAUUAGAAAAUGCAAAGUUUGAAGGAGACUUAAUCUCAAGUCUAAAAGGUGAUGCUUUAAUUCAUUUACAAAGAAUGAAUCCAAAUGGUAAUAAUACUGUAGAAGAGAAUCUAUUACAAUUAAGAAAACAAAAUCAAGAUCUUCCAACUACGUUGUUACUCAAGUUUAGCGAACGUUUAUUAUUAGUUUUCGAUACAGUUCGUACAAGGACGAAAUUAUCAGAUGAUGCUGCAAUGGUCACACUCAAGUCAACUUUAGAUAUUUCAGACAUAGAAGGUUAUUCAUCAUUCCAAAAAUUUAGUGAAAAGAUUGUUCGUCUUGAAAGAAAUUAUCAACUAACAAUGGGUAAAUCUCUUUAUUUACGUCAAGAUGAAAUUCAACGUAUAUUUGAUGCCAGUAUUUCAAGUUCAGGAUUAACGUCAGUUGUCGUAACGCAGUAG